Molecule: messenger RNA, 1554 nt
Organism: Clonostachys byssicola
Lineage: Eukaryota; Fungi; Ascomycota; Sordariomycetes; Hypocreales; Bionectriaceae
Source: the annotation of a GenBank genome assembly
AUGUCUUCGUUAUCCGAAGAAAAGUACCAGACUCAAAAGUCGCCUCACGAUGUGUCACUAGAAGCUGGAGUCGAUAGUCACGAGUCGCCUGCCGAUAGCUAUGUGGCCGACUCCCAGUCAGGAAUUCUGGCGUCUCUGCGCAGAUUCGAGGCGCGAAUGGACACCAUUCUUGGCGUAGAGUCCCAUGCCAUUGAUCGCAAGACCGCCGCUGAUAAGCGUCCGCAUGAAGAGCUGAGCAUGGCUUUGCUUUGGGCGUCGGGAACCAUGGGAAUCAGUUGCUUCGCUACCGGCUUUCUGGGGUGGGAAUUCCAACUGAGCCUCAAGCAGACGAUUCCCAUCAUCAUUUUCGCUUCCAUCCUCGGUGGGGCUGUUUCCGCCUACUGCGCAACAUUCAGCGCCGCGACUGGUCUCAGGCAGGUCUCCUUCUCGCGUUACAGCUUUGGCUGGUAUCCAAACAAGCUCAUUGCCUUCCUCAACGGCAUCGAACAACUUGGAUGGGCUGCUGUCGCAAGUAUUUCUGGAGGUCUUGCUCUCACUGGUGUCGCUGACGGCCAUAUCUCGCUCGUGGGUGGUGUUAUCAUCAUCGCCGUUGUCUCCCUUGUCAUCAGUCUCCUUGGUCUCAAGUACAUUCUUGUCUACGAGCGAUAUGCGUGGCUCAUAUACUUUGUUGUAUUUCUCAUCAUAUUCGGCAUGGUAGGCCCCCAUGCAGACGACACGACUCCGUCUCCCUUGACCGGUCUUGAUCUAUCCGGCAACGUGCUUUCACUGCUGGCCAUCAUCUACGGCAGCUCUGCGUCCUGGUCAACAAUGGUGGGAGAUUACUACGUCCACUACCCUGUCAACGUCUCGCGCUUCAAGGUAUUCGCUCUCACGACCCUCGGCAUUGCUAUUCCGACAUCUUUUGGUAUGACCGCCGGCGCUGUCGUGGCCAGCUCUCUGAACAGCAAUCAAGACUGGGCUGAUGCCUAUGAGCAUCAAGGUAUCGGGUUUCUGAUCCGAGACAUGUUGCAUCCUCGAGGCUUCUCAAAAUUCAUUCUCGUGCUGCUUUCCUUUAGUGGUAUCAAUACAAACAUCAUCUCCCUCUACUCAUCUGCUAUUUCGUUUCAGCAGAUGGCGCGCCCACUCGCCAACGUCCCCCGCUUCAUCUGGACACUUCUGUGCUUCGGAGUCGUCAUGGCCCUUGCGCUCGGUGGCCGCUCUGAGCUUAACACGUACCUGCAGGAUUUCUUGAGCUUGCUAGGGUACUGGUGCACGAGCUACUUUGUUAUCCUUUUGCUCGAGCACACCAUUUUCCGCAAGCGAGACUUUUCGAACUACGACUUGGAAGGCUGGAAUGAUCCCAGCCGACUACCGCUGGGACUUGGAGCAUCAGCAGCGUUCCUGGUGGGCGUCGUGGCGUGGUGCAUGGGGAUGGUCGAGACGUGGUUUGUUGGACCAGUGGGCGCCUUGAUUGGAGCCGAUGGCGGUGAUAUUGCCAACGAGUUUACACUAGUUGUCACAGCGGUCGUAUACAUUCCCGCUCGUUAUCUGGAGCUCAAGUGGUUUGGACGGUAG